GCGGCUGUUGCGCCUUCCUCGCCCACCGCCUGCGCUCGGCGGAGCAGCCUUUCCACGAGUAACCCGCCUCGAUCGUCCACCGCUGGAAGUUUCCAGAGGGCGUUUUCUUUGGUCACCAAAGCCUCCUGACUUGGAGGAGCAGGAUUUCUGAAAAGACAGUGCAGUGGAUUUGAUGAUUAACCACUUCCGAAAUGGCUGAAAAAGAGGAGAGCUUGAGGAAGUAUUGAUGGCUUCCUACCCCCUUUCCACUUUAUCCUCACAGCAGUUCUUUGAGGUGAGGGAGAGACGGCACCUGGCCCAAGGUUCACAGGGAGGCCUUAAAUCAUGCAGCUGGACACUGAAAAUGGUGGCGGUGAUUGCCAGUGGAUUUCUGCUCCUUGCUGGGAUUGGAGCUGGAAUCUGGGCUAUAGUCAUGUCGGUGCUUGGAGGUGAGGGGGAAAGCCUGUACAUCGUUCAGGUGAAUCAGGGGGACCUGCGGCUCACUAUCUACGAUGAGAACGAAGGGAAAUGGAGACUCUUCUGCUCCUCCUCCUCUGAUGCCCAGGUGGCAGCCCUCAGUUGUGAAGAGAUGGGGUUUGUCAGGUCCCUCUCCCAUUCCGUGCUUUCCGCUGGCAGUGCGGGAGCCAACGGAACAUCAGGCUAUUUUUGCGUGGAUGAAUCUCGGUUACAAUUUGCUCGGAGGCUGAGCGAGGCCAUUGUUGUGUGUGAAUGUCCAACGGGCCAAUUCCUAGCAACACUUUGCCAAGACUGUGGGCGCCGAAAGUUGUCCAUGGACCGGAUUGUAGGGGGCCAAGAUGCGAGCUUGGGUAAAUGGCCAUGGCAAGUCAGCCUGCGCUAUGAUGGGACACACCUUUGUGGUGGCUCCAUCAUCUCGAAUGAGUGGGUUAUCACAGCUGCGCACUGCUUCCCAGAGAGGAACAGAAUGGUGAGCCGGUGGCGGGUGUUCGCAGGGGCGGUUUCUCGGUCUUCCACUAAAGGUGUUCAGGUGGGAGUGGUGAGCGCCAUCUAUCACAGCGGGUACCUGCCCUUCCAGGAUCCCAACAGUGAGGAGAACAGCAACGACAUUGCCCUGAUGCACCUGGUGACACCUCUUUCCUUCAAUGAAUAUAUCCAGCCCAUCUGUCUUCCAGCUCUGGGUCAGCCUCUUGUGGACGGGAAACUUUGCACAGUGACUGGCUGGGGCAACACAGAGUACUAUGGCCAACAGUCAGAUAUACUACAGGAGGCCGCUGUGCCCAUCAUCAGCACCAGUGUCUGCAACAGCCCCGAGUACUAUGACAAUCAGAUCAAGCCCCGGAUGUUCUGUGCUGGGUUCGCCGCUGGUGGCACAGAUGCCUGUCAGGGUGACAGUGGUGGCCCCUUUGUGUGCGAGGAUAGCAUCUCACGGACUUCACGUUGGCGGCUUUGUGGCAUUGUGAGUUGGGGCACUGGUUGUGCCCUGGCCAGUAAGCCAGGUGUUUACACUAAGGUCAAUGACUUCCAUGGAUGGAUCGUCCAGGUCAUGAAGACUUAUUCCCAUGUCAGCGGGACAGUGACGCAGCACUGAAGCUGCAGGAAGUGCCACACAGAGCCAUAUCCUUGCCAACCUCCUUCUCUCCUAGCAAGGAGAUGCUGCUUUAAAAGAAAAGGGGAGGGAGAGAAAUCCCCACAGAGAGACACAGGGAUUUCGAAAAAGAACAAGUCUUUCCACAUCGGGACUCUGUACUUUGGACUGGCCUCGCAUUAUGGAAGUGGACCAGAGAAUCCCUUGCCAAUUUCCUGCAGCUGCUGGUGCUUUGCCGUUUUAGCAAGGGUGCUUCUGGACCUUUUUUUUUGCUCUUUAUCAAAGCAUGACUUUUCACCCUGCUCUUUAGGGCAGCUGGGAGCAUCUGAACGCGGGGUGGCUGCCGAUGCUGCAGUUGCUGUAGUUCAUGUCCAAAUCAAAUGCCUCUUGGUCAACAGGCAUGGAUGUACUUGAAAUUAAGGGGUUCUAGGAACAUGCGAUGAAAGUAUUGAAUUCUGACAAGUCAUGCCUCCAAAGCUGAAGACACACACUCUGAACUUCUUACUGAAGUUUAAAUUUGUGCAAAACUGUCUUUGCAGAUCUAAUUUUGUCUGAGCCAGGAAGUUAAUUGUCACAAUAGUUUUUCUCAUCACCUAUAGACUCGUUUGGAGACUUCAGUUGUCAGGUGGUGGUGUCCGAAUUUCUCCUGAUCUCUUUGUCUGCACUUUGGGGUGGUGGGUGACAGCCUGUGAGCAGGCUGCACCCCAGUCUGGAAUUUUUGUUGUUAUGUACCGUCAGAUUGCUUCCAAUGAAUGGCAGCCCUGUGAAUGAACAAUCUCCAAAAUGCCCUGUCCUCAACAGCCCUGCUCAGCUCUUGCAAACCCAAGCCUGUGGCUUCUU
Molecule: messenger RNA, 2383 nt
Organism: Pogona vitticeps (central bearded dragon)
Lineage: Eukaryota; Metazoa; Chordata; Lepidosauria; Squamata; Agamidae
Gene: HPN
Product: hepsin
Biological process (GO): proteolysis
Cellular component (GO): membrane
Molecular function (GO): serine-type endopeptidase activity; serine-type exopeptidase activity
Source: RefSeq, a predicted model, not a curated record